GCAAAAUAGUAAUUACCAGCUCCGUGGGUUCCAUGAAGUAGGAGAGGUAUCUGUCAGCCAGAGUACUGCUGUCAUGCCUCUUCCAGGGCUCAGUGAAAGAUUCAUCUCGUCUGAAUAAAUGAAGAAAGUGACUAUGAAAGCACAGCAUCUACCUUCUGUUUCUGUCAAUGAGGAUAAGUUCAUAACCAGAGAGCAGCUCAGUUCUCUGCUGAAGACAUACAACUCUUACUAUUCUGACCAAGAAAAUCUGCAACUGUCACAUAAUCAGCAAGAAGGAAGUAAACCAUUUAUUGAAGGAAUCUUGUCAAUAUUUUGGGGAGUUCGACAUCCUAUCCGAUUAAAAAUUCAGGAUGAGAAACAGAUACCCUCUUUUGUAACCUUGAAGUCGACAGAGACUGUGGGUUUGUUCCCUAGCAAAAGAGGAAUGACACGCUGGGGAGAAUUUGAUGACCUACAUCAUAUUAGCGGAGAUACAUUGAAAUCUACUGAAGAAAAGCCAAGCCUUGGGACAAGUUACUCAUGUUACAAAAGCCACACGCUGAAGCCUGGGAGCGAGCAGGAACAUGAUUGCGCUACCCUGCCCAGGGCUGUGGGCAGUGCUGCAGCUGUGAGCAGGAGGAGCAGGCUCCCGUUGAUAGCCAGGACAGAAGUACAAACUCACAGGUUUUCAAUUAACGGCCACUUCUACAACUACGAGACAUCAGUUUUUACUCCGGCUUUUGGAUCAGAAACCAAAAUAAGAAUCAACAGCCAGAUGAGAACAAGACAAGUGAUAGAACAAUUGCUUCGGAAGUUUAAGAUUGAAAACAGCCCCCACGAAUUUGCCCUUUACAUUAUCCAUGCAUCUGGAGAGAAGAAGCAGCUGCGGAGUGGGGACGUUCCCUUACUGCACAGACUGUUGCAGGGACCCUCGGAGAAGAUUGCCAAGUUUUUUCUCAUGGACAGGGAUGUGGAAGAGAUCAGCAGUGAUGUUGCUCAGUAUAUUCAGUUUCACCUUCCCUUCUUGGAAUCAAUUCUGCACAGAAUAAAUGAAGAGGAGGAACGGGAGAUUCAACAGACCAUUGCAAGGUACCUGAAAGAGAAGAGUAUGAUAUGCCAGCACCUUCGUAGUCGAACUGCUAAAAAAACAGAGACUACGGUUUGAUGUGAAGGGCCUCUUGUGAGUACCCCACAGUUUGCCUUGGCCAUGGGAAUCUGUUUGGUUGCAUGGACCUGUCAUGGUUGAAGAACACCAAAAGAGGGAAUGCUCAAAGCACUGAAGCUUAUCUUCAUAAUUAUGUGACCAGAACUGAACCUGCUCCUCUGCAGCUCUGGAAUACAAUUUGGGAACCACUUAAGAUGAUGCACCAGAUCCCCAAAAGACAGAUGCUGAAUCCAGCUUGAAACUUGAGUUGAGGGAAAAAAAAUCCUGUGAAAAGCACAAGGAUUUAACACCUACUCAUUUACAGCACGUUGCCAGAAAUCUAUCAUGUAAGAAGAAUAUUGUAAUAGCCUACGUGUUAAUCAUACAGAAAAUAUGAAAACGUCGUGUAAGGUUUUCCUUCUAUUAGAGAAACGUUGUAUUAUAUUAGAGGGAAGCUUUUCAGUAUAGAUAGUUGGCAAAGGUAUUUAUAUAUCUAAGAUUGCAGUUAGGCUUUUCACUUACCUUGGGGAAAAGAAUUCAAACCAACAAACCUGUGGGAGAGAGACCUGCAAUCCCAUUGGCUUCAGAUGCCCAAUGUACUUCAGCUUUGAGCUACAGUGAGAAAAAUAUCAAUGGAUCCCUCCACACUUAAUAGCUACUCAGCUAUUAAACAUGAGAGGGAAUUUACCUCUGAAAUAUCUCUUGAACUGCUAUGUGAGAACUCUCACUAAUCACUGUUGCAUCUGCUUGAUUGGGUCUUGGAAGGCACCUCGGCACUUGCUGCUGUUGAGAGCAGCGAUUCUGUGUUUGUACCUGCGGUUGGUAUUUGCAGGUGGGAAGGAGCAGCAUUCAGAGUGGGGCUGAGGGUUACAGCCCAGGAGCAGGGGAAUGGUUGCUGGCAGCCUCCCUCUGGGGGUAGGGCUGGUCCAGCCUGGCCCCAGCACAGCCAACAGGCACCAGCGGUCAGCUCCUAGCUGCUUCA
Molecule: messenger RNA, 2105 nt
Organism: Colius striatus (speckled mousebird)
Lineage: Eukaryota; Metazoa; Chordata; Aves; Coliiformes; Coliidae
Gene: RASSF6
Product: Ras association domain family member 6
Exons: 11
Coding region: 119-1144 (341 amino acids)
Biological process (GO): signal transduction
Source: RefSeq, a predicted model, not a curated record